AAAGUUUUUCAAGUGUAUCAAAUAUAUCAACUUUAGUGAAUUAUCCUCAAAGUAAAACAUCUUAGAUGAUAGAUGACUUCAAAACAAUGAUAUAUAACACAUCUUUAUACAAAAACAUAGAAGAAUAGAGUUCGAGAAUGUUCAAUAGAAACCAAAUAACUUAAUAUAAGGGAUUAAGUAAGGAUAUAUUGCAAAAAAUAUAAAUAAACUCAACUGAGUUUGAUGACUACAAAUUCAAAAUAGCUCCUGAUUUACAGGUAUAUACUCGUAACAAAUUUAAUAAAUAAAGUAGUUAAGAAAGUUUACAAUUAAUAAAUUUGAACUAAGUUUUAUUAGAUUGCUAUAAAGAUGUCCCAAGCAUAUAUUUUGAUUCUAAUUUCAUUUUCGACUUUUAAUGUUUAUAACGAGAUGUAUUGAAAGUAAUAGACUUCCAAGAUAAUCUCACAAUGCAUUUAGACGAAGUCGAAAUAAAUUUAUUUUACCAAAUUAACAAUAAAUUUAAUGAAUUUCUUGCAGUUAUACUAAAUCUGAAUUCCAUGCAAGAAUUAAUUGCUAAUUGUCUAUAAAAAAUAUAAAAUAUAAAAAUUUUUAAUUAAAAUCUCAAAAAUAAACUUACUCAUAAAGGCAUCAGAAUAGCCCAAUUAAAACGCAGAAUAGUAAAUGUAUAAAAUGUUUUAAAUUUAUUACAAUUAACCUAAAUUCUUGAUAAAUCAAUGCCUACAAUAAACUCUCUUAUAAACACAAAUAAAUACUCUAUUGCUGUUGAUUUACUUUCUUAAAGUGAAGUCGAAUAUAAUUCUAAAUUCAAAAAAGUAACCGCUUUAAAUAAAUUUAAGGAGAAUAUCUUUCUUGCGAGAUAAAGGCUUGAAAAAAAUAUAGCUUCUUCCUUUAUUGAUAAAUCAUUAGAUUAUGUAAUUUCAGAACUUAAUUUUUUAAAAAACCCUGUUUCUACUUUAUCUCAUAAAAAUAAUAUUAGAAGUAAUGACAAUUCAGUUGAUAAUUCAAUUGACGACAGUACUUAUAUAAAUUAAACUAUUACAAACGAAACUUUUGAUUAAUAGAAUGUUUCUUAAAUUGAAGAAAAUAACAAGCUCUCGUAAUUAAAAUGGCAACAUAAUUAAUUUUAAAUAGAUUAAUAACUAGAAGAAUCAAUAUCAAGUAUAGUGAAUUAAAGUUAUGAUUUAGAUAAAUUUACUAUAAGAACCUACAGGGUUAAACUCUUAGAAAUGUUAAAAAGUUUUCACAAAGGCUUUUUAAAUGAUAUGAUAGACCUAAUGGCUAAUUAAAAUGGUGCUAUUUUGAAGCAAAUUAAUGAAGAAAAUGAAGACUAAAUAAUGUUUAAUUAGAUGAACUUAGAUUUAUUUAUAAAGUUAGUUCUAUUUUAUUCCGAAUUAUUAAAAAGACUUUAGCAAAAAGAAGGUGAUAUAGAUGACAGUAUUAAUGAAUUUACAAAAUUAAAUGAAUCUUCGUUAAGAAAUGGAAAAAAAGUUCCUAGAAUUAUUCCACAAACAGGAAAUUAAUACCCUAAAAUAAUUAUUAGAAUAAGAAAAAUGGAUUCCUUCUGA
Messenger RNA from Ichthyophthirius multifiliis, 1565 nucleotides. RefSeq lists its product as hypothetical. The record is from RefSeq and is a predicted model, not a curated record. Lineage: Eukaryota; Ciliophora; Oligohymenophorea; Hymenostomatida. Gene Ontology annotation, biological process: Golgi to vacuole transport; retrograde transport, endosome to Golgi. Gene Ontology annotation, molecular function: syntaxin binding. Gene Ontology annotation, cellular component: GARP complex. The transcript is spliced from 4 exons.